Molecule: messenger RNA, 1170 nt
Organism: Gordionus sp. m RMFG-2023
Lineage: Eukaryota; Metazoa; Nematomorpha; Gordioida; Chordodea; Parachordodidae
Product: stomatin-like protein stl-1
Exons: 10
Coding region: 36-1115 (359 amino acids)
Biological process (GO): mitochondrion organization
Cellular component (GO): mitochondrion; membrane
Source: RefSeq, a predicted model, not a curated record
UUUUGGUACAAUUCGGAUUAAAAUAUUAACCGAUAAUGAAUACCUCCACAAUUAUUUUCAAGACUUUAUUACCUAAAUUUUCUGUAUUUCCAUUAAUUAAUCUAAGUAUUUCGAGAUACAGUUCUUCCCUCCCAUUUAAUACAAUGAUGAUGUUUGUGCCUCAGCAAGAGGCAUGGAUAAUUGAAAGAAUGGGCAAAUUUAAUCGGAUAUUACAACCAGGUCUUAAUUUUCUUUUACCUUUUAUUGAAAGAGUCAGAUAUGUACAAAAUUUAAAGGAAAUACCUAUUGAAAUUCCACAACAGGGUGCUAUUACAGCUGAUAAUGUUGGAUUAACUUUAGAUGGUGUUCUUUAUCUUAAGAUAUUUGACCCUUACAAAGCAAGUUAUGGAGUUGAAGAUCCAGAAUUUGCUAUAUCUCAAUUAGCUCAAACUAAUAUGAGAUCAGAAAUUGGUAAGAUAUCAUUGGAUUCUGUUUUUAAAGAGAGGGAAUCUUUGAAUAUAAUGAUUGUUGCUUCAAUAAAUAAAGCAUCUGAAGCUUGGGGAAUCAGUUGUUUAAGAUAUGAAAUAAGGGAUGUUAAACUACCUAAUAGGGUUCAGGAGGCAAUGCAGAUGCAAGUUGAGGCGGAACGUAAAAAGAGAGCGGCUAUAUUGGAAUCGGAAGGUAUGAGAGAGUCAGCCAUAAAUAUUGCAGAAGGAGAAAAAUCCGCCAGAAUUAUGUCGUCGGAAGCAGAAAAGGCUGAAAAAAUUAAUGUUGCAAAUGGAGAAGCAGAAGGGUUGAUAGCUAAAGCAAUAGCUCGAUCCAAAUCAUUGGAUAUAAUUUCCAAAGCAUUAAGUCUGAAAGAUGGUAAAAGUGCAGCAUCGUUUGCUAUAGCUGAACAGUAUGUUAAGACUUUUGGGAAUUUGGCAAAACAAAAUAAUACAUUGAUCCUACCUGCUCAAACCGGAGAUGUUUCAAGCAUGGUGGCACAGGCUUUAUCCAUUUUCAAAUCCAUAUCAAAUGCGUCUAAAUCAGAUGCAAUAAAAAAUGAAGAAGAAAUGCUUGAAUCACCUCAAUCAGGAGAAUCUAGAAAUGAUAUAAAAGAUAAAUUUAUUUCAAAUAGUCAUCGAAAAUGGUGAUAUUACAAAAAUAAUUUUAUCAUACUAUUUUAUAACUAUAUCGAUCAAGAAUAAA